Messenger RNA from Mugil cephalus (flathead mullet), 5685 nucleotides. It is a transcript of the gene olfml3a, whose product is annotated as olfactomedin-like 3a. NCBI's taxonomy places the organism in Eukaryota, Metazoa, Chordata, Actinopteri, Mugiliformes, Mugilidae. Gene Ontology annotation, biological process: signal transduction. The transcript has 3 exons. The record is from RefSeq and is a predicted model, not a curated record. The coding region runs from base 186 to 1394 and encodes 402 amino acids.
GCGGUCGAAGAAACUCUCAGAGCGGCCUCUUGCUCUCUCUGUAUCCUCUUCACCUUUUUGCUUGGGUAGCCACAGUUCAGAAACGUUCAUCACGGCGCAUAUCUCAGGACAGCUCCGCGGAGGAACACAUCAAAGAGAGAAACCUGAGGACAAAGAGACUCAGCUGUCCCAUUGAUCAUAUCACAAUGAAGCCGCUGUUUGUUCUCCUCGUUUCCACUGCCUGGACUUUCACUGGAGCUCAGUAUUACUACCAGGGGCUGAUGGAUUAUCUUGAGAACAGAUUGUUGGCUAUUGAGGACCAGAUGCAGCUGUGGCACGAACAGUUCCAUCGGUACCACACAGAGAUGCAGGAUUUCAAAAAGCUGAGCGCUCAGGCCAUGGAGGGGCUGAAGAACGACCACGGCAUGCUGUUCAAAGACCUGGAAGGAGCCGCGGUCCGAGUUGACAGGAUGGAGCGAGAGAUGGACUUUGUGGAAGCCCAGACUUCCCCUCGAGCCUGUGCAAACAGGGCAGACAAGGUGGUGGAGCAGGAGGCCUGGGGGCUGGAGGAGAGCAGAGGAGAGGAAGAGGAGGAAGAAGAGUGGGAGGAGUUGCACUCUAGAGUCUCUGACUGUGUGGAAAUCAUCUCUGGCAUCCGAUCCGUAAAGAUCCUGAAGAGAGUGGGAAGUCCCAAGGGCAUGUGGACCAGAGACCCCAGGUCGUCCAAGGUGUACAUCUUUAACGGGACAUCAGGAGACACCAUCUACCAGUUCAACUCUGUGCGUGACUUUUCCCGCUCUCCGGGAGUCACCCCCAGCAGUAACGUCAGGCUUCCCUCUGAGUGGAGCGGCCCUGGUAAUGCCAUUUAUAAUGGUUAUUUGUACUACAUUCAGCAGGAGGCUGAUGCAGACAUGCAGGUGGUCAAAUAUGACCUGCUUAGCGGCUCAGUGACAGAAACUGCCAUGUUCCCUGUGGAGAGUCAAGCUAGUGUUUACAGCCUCAAUCCAGAGACCGUUGCAGACCUUGCAGUGGACGACGAGGGCCUCUGGCUCCUGUAUGCCACCAGUGACAGUGAACCAAACAUCAACCUCGCAAAGAUGGACGCUGCCACACUUGACAUAGAGCAAAUCUGGGACACACGGUGCCCACGGGAGAAUGCAGAGGCGGCUUUUGUUGUCUGCGGGACUGUUUACGUCGUUUACAACACCCGACUGCCCAGCCGCUCCCGGGUCCAGUGCGUGUUUGACGUCAAUGACAUAGUGGUCAGCGAGGAGGCUCCUCUACUCUACUUCCCUAGGCGGUACGGAGCCCACUCCAGUCUCAAAUACAACCCAGAGGAGAAGCAACUCUACGGCUGGGACGAUGGCUACCAAAUCAUUUAUAGACUGACCAUGAAGAGGAAACUUCUGGCCUGACAGCACAGAAGUGGUGGUUGAAGGCAAGCAUUUAAAACAAGGGAGCAGUGUGGUCCACCCUUUUCCUUGUCCCACAGUAUCCUGCCAGGAAAAGCUUAGUUUAGCAUAAAGUUUGGAGACGAUGAAAGAACUCGUCUAGAAAUAACCAAAAAAUCAUAACAGCACCUCUAAAACACCUCGCUGGAACUACACUAAUAAACAUAUUUUUACCACUUUUUAAAUUGUGAAUAAUUAUAAGGUAAUAUUGGUGAGAUUUAGAGGUUCCUUUGACAAAGACAAGCUAACUCUUUGUGACCUGGCUUCACAUUUAGUGUUUAAAUAAUGAGGGGUAUUAAUUUUUGGAUGUAACUCUUGCAAGAAAACAAAUAAGCAUAUUUUCCAAACUUUUUCUCAACCUUUAUGGAUGUCACAACACCAGAUAUUUGGUAUUUGGUACCAAUACCACUAAAAUUCUACAAUUCUUAUGAAUAAAUCUGUCUCAUAAAUGUUUUUCAAGCAAUUAUUUCAUUCAUUUGAACUGUUAUUAGAUAUCACUGCAUCAGUCUACAAAGAUCAUACAAUAACCUUUGUGUGCAUUGCGAGCAUGACCACAACGGAUUCAGCUGAGCUGUCAUCCUAGUGUCCAGUAUCUCUAGACGUCAGUUACUCACAUCUGACAGCGAGUGUGUAACAUGCUGUGUGCUCUCACAAGCACUGGUUGUAGAUGAAGAUGGACAAACCCUCUGUGACGUCAUCCACAGGAUUCCUGAAGAGUGGUUUUGAAGUUAAGUGCAGUGUCUCAGGCCAUUGUCAUUUUGAUAGAGCUUGGCUAAGCCUAACUCCUGUCGCACUGGCCAAAAAGAAUGAGUGGAGACGAAGCUGCCCUCUCGGCACCUGUGAGGUCACACAACAACCACCCGAAGCGGCCAUUCCACAAAAAAACUUUAAUGUCAGAUACAAUUUAGACUCAAAGUGGUCAUUCAAGGUUAUUUUAUAGUGUGUAGUCUCACUGAAAGACUGUUUGCCUCUUUUGCUGCUAUCUGCUAUGGCCGACAACGUAACAAAACAACCAAAAAUCUAGGGUUGUCAACUCCCUGAAAUAUAAAUAACAAACUAGGACAAAAAAUCGGCCCUGGCAUUUUAGACCAGACCGGCCCACCAAAUUUGCUAACACACACCUUUUCGGUCGUUGUUUUGGAUUAUCUGAUAGGCAUAACACUGGCAAUGAACAAAAUCAUGUCAUUUUAAAAAGUGUGAUUUUCUUUCAUAGUAGCCUGCCUUGUCUUCAGCCACCUAGGCUACGUAAAAAUUGACCCAAACACAAAAGUAACAAAAACAAAAGUAGCUUAGCAUAGGUCUACUAGUUAAACAAUUAAUAGCCUAAUGAUGAAAUCAGUUUUCAUGUUAGUAUGUCAUGGUUUUACAUUUACAAAUAUACUUAUUGGAUUGUCUUGUAAAUAGGGAACACAGCUGCAUUGGCAUAAGAUGGGCAAUGGACAAAAUGAUGUAAUGCUGUGUGAAAAGUGUACUUUUCUUUCAUUUCUGUACAUUGUCCUUAACCGCCUACAUAAAAAACAAUUUACUUUUUCCAGCUGUCACAGUUUUAAAAGACUACGUAAGAGCGAGACAUUUCAUUGUUUGGGUGCUACAGAAAAGGUGCGCUUGUAGGCGGUGCAGUACGCCUUGUACACAUUAUCAUUGUCUCUCUCCAACCGUACGUUGCUAUUCUAAUCUGUUUUUUUAGUCCUUUUUAGACACGUUAAUGUUACUGCUCGUUCAAGGUGUACCAGCCGAGGCCAUUGCGUCAGUGUCGUCUAUACUGCUUGUUCUUCUGUGUUUAAGGUUUGUUGUCAUUUCCUAGCAACAGGUAGGCCUGGCAAUAAGAUUACCGCAAAUGUUCAUAUAAAGCGCCCCUGUCAUUCAUUGAUUCCAGUCACUUUUUUUGGUUCGCAUGGAAACACGGGACAGAGUGUGCCCCAGUUCAGCUUGAUAUGAAAUGCGUAACUUUGUUUCUAAAUACAGGACGAUUCUGCUUUUCAAGGGACGGUUGGCAACUCUGUCAGCUAAAAUUCAGCUGUUGGUCGUCAUCCAUUUAAAAAUGAAUUAGUGAAACAAAGUUAGUUGAACUUUGACUUGUGCUGCAUCACAUCCAUCACAGCGUCUAGUGUCUAGCAUCAGUUUGUAGCUUCAUAUCUCCGACUUCCAUUGAAGAUGACUCGUAGUCUGUGGUGUUUUUUCCGUCGCUAGUGUGAACACAGUAUUUCAUGUUAGAUUAGCGCAGACUUAAGUCAAUGAGGUUGACCACGAACUGAUCAACCUUAAAAUGUUGCCUUUUAGUUUUAAAUUAUUUUUAGAUUGUUAAACACUAUACAUGUAUAAAAUGAUAUGUAUGCUUUGUUAAGCCUUUGCUAGUUGAAGGCUGAUGUAUUUUUACAUUUUCCAUUUUAAUUUACAAUGUACUGUGUGUGUUGUUUUUUUUUUUUGUUUGUUUGUUUGUUUUUUAAUCAUUAUUCAGUUGUACAUAGCUGCUAACCCUCGCAGACCAGUCAUGUAAGAAGAGUAGCCAGAAGUCAUAAUAUCUGCAAGGUAUCAACAUUUCGGUAGCUCUUCAGUCAUGGUAAAUGUAGUGCAGAAUACAGAUAAUAUCACACAUUUCAAAUCAAAUCAGCUAGCCUUUGAACACUGAUUUGAUCAUUUCCAUAUAUGUACGAUAUAAACAGAACAAAGAAAAAAAAAACAUGAAAUGCCGUUCAGUUUGAAAGUCUUACUGCUGUGUGAUGUGCAUGUCCUCCCCUCGUUUAAUUCGACUGUUUGAUUCAGAUGAAAUCCCAUUUCCUUUGUGCCGGCUCUUGCGUGUUAAGCUACAGGCUUUGUGGUCAUUAUCUGGUGUGUUUGCCAGAAAACUCACAGCUCCGUGCCCAUUUUGCAUAAGUCUUUUAAUCAAAGAAAAGAAAACCAUGUCACAGAACUGAUAACACAUCACACCCCGUGGAAGAAAAUACAAAACAAAAAAAAAACAACAAGCAAUUUUCUGAUGUUGAUUUUCAGACUUGUUGAAACAAAAGAAUGACAAUUUUUAGUGGUGGAAAUACUGUAUGCUAUUUCGGUUUACUUUACACACUCGGGUUAUGAGUUUUCAUAAUUAUCAAGAACCUAAAAGGAUAAUAGAUAUUAGUCUGAACUAACAUUUUCUCAAACAUUUCUAUUGUUACAAAUACAAAAUGUUCAAUAAAAAAUUGGAAAUUCGGUGCUAUCAGUUGCAAGGGAUACGAGAUCAUAUCAAGAAACGUUACAAUAUUAGGCAAAGCUAGAAGGUCUUGAAACAGUCCAUGAACUGAGGCAAUUGAUUUAUCUACUAUGAAAACACAACACGUCGUCAGAGAAAUAUAUGACCAUCAUAAAGCACGUUUCAUAAAAGAAGGAACAGAAACAAGAUUAUUAUUAUUGUUAUUAUUAAUAUCAUUAUUAUUAUUAUUCAACCACUUGUUUCAAAUCGUACACUUAAAGAAUAUAUUAGAAAUCUAUAAAUAAUGCCAUUAGUCUAGAGAGGAAUUUCACCAUUAAAACGACUGCGCGAGUGAGAGCAAAUUUAAGACCGUCACAUUAGUGGAGGGGUGUUGAUGCUAUGGUGGAUUACAGCAAGCACUAACAACAAUGCACUGACUCAUUCUCGCUACGACAAGUGCCAAUUAGAGAAAUGCCACUUCUCAGUAGAUGCUGACCCCUCCACCCAUCAGCUGCCCCUGCUCUGUCAUCUCAGUCUCUUCCACAAACACAGAGCCGCUGCAGCUCUCUGAGUAAACUAUCCGCGGAGGUAAUGGCUAAAACAGACUCUUCUGGAUCUGCUGAAUGCAUCUGCUCGUGUCUUGAUGUCUAACCCCCAAUUUUUCAAUGACAUCUUCAAAAACGUGGUGAUGGAUAGCUCGUUUCGCAGCGGACGGAAGCUGAGCUGUGCCAGAGAUGUCUAGACUCAUCUCCAUCCGGGCCCAGACCAUAUCAGACUAAAGAUGCUGCUGUAGAGAUAAUACAAAACUACUGUUCAAUAAAUGUUCUCCUCUCCUAUCAAAAGGAAACGAUCCGUGCAAGCCCUGCUGAAUUUAAUCUGUGAAUGUUGGCUGGCAGCUUUCCUGCUUGAUAUCACUUUUUCUCUGUAGCUUAACAUUUCCUGGUGUGAACGUACUGAUUGUAUCUGGGCUUGCCAAUUACAGCAAAAUAAGUCUACUGACACGGGAGGAAAAUCCUGAAACUGGAAUGAAAGAAUUAUUAAGGUUUUGUUUUUUAAUUAUUAUUAUUAUUUAUUUCAUUUUUUUUU